Candida tropicalis MYA-3404 is the source of this 2490-nucleotide messenger RNA. RefSeq lists its product as uncharacterized. Gene Ontology annotation, biological process: RNA processing. The coding region runs from base 1 to 2490 and encodes 829 amino acids. The record is from RefSeq and is a predicted model, not a curated record. The transcript has a single exon. Gene Ontology annotation, molecular function: ribonuclease III activity. NCBI's taxonomy places the organism in Eukaryota, Fungi, Ascomycota, Pichiomycetes, Serinales, Debaryomycetaceae.
AUGUGUAAAAAGAUAGUGCUUCUCUUUUUGAUUCUCGUUUUGAUUCUCUCUUUUUUUUUGUUGUUGUUUUGUUGGUGGAGAUUUUCAUGCUGUAAUUUUGUUUCUUUCAUCACCUUCUAUACACAAAUGAUCCGUGUAGCCCAUGCAUGUGGGUUUUUACGGCGAAUAGGAAAUAGAUGUUAUACACUUAGGAGUAGACAUGUUGCAAUAACAAAAUCAUCAUCAUCAUCAUCAUCACAUACAGAUCCCGAGUUAACUAUUCUACGGUCCCAGAAACCUCUUCGACAAGCUGUAGCAGGUCUUGGAUCUAUUGUACAAACAGAUAGAAGUAGAAUUAGGAAUAUUGAUCUUUCUCCAGAUUUGAAUUCCGACUUGAAAUUAUUGUUUAUUGAAUUAAUUAAAAUUAAUAAUUGGUUCAGAGGUGUCCUGGAUUCCGAAAUAUCUGUAAGAAUCGUCUCAAGCCAUGUCAAGAAAGUACUAAAAGUGGAAUUCUAUCUGCCACGUCUUUAUUUUGCUCAGAAUAUGUUGACAAAAGAAACCAGAAACAAGACUAAUGGUCUAGUUCACCGAAUAGUAAAGCAAAUUUUUGAUGCAAAUAUAGAUUUUGGAUUUGACGUUCCUAAAUUCUUUCUUCCCCAGAUAAGAUGCAAACCAAACCAAACAGGAUCUGGGGGCCGGAUUAUAAUCACUACAAGAUUGGAAACAGUAGAGUUAGAAUCAAUGAAGGUGUUGGAAAUCCAAACCGCAAAGAAGAUUGCUGAUUUCUUUUCCAGUAGGCAAAUUAGUAAAAUAGAUGAUCAGGUAGAAAGUCGAGUCGUUUGGUAUGAUGAAUUAUACAAUGAAAAUACUCGAGUGUAUCAGAAAAUACUUUUUGCGGAUAAGUUUCUGCUGGAUAUAUUUGGAAAGAUAGAGAAAUCACUUAAAAAGAGAGCAUUAUUGGGGUUUGCCAAAAGUGGUGGUACAAGUUCUGCUGAGAUUUGUUUUGCAAAUAAUAAACUAUACUUUGUGAUUGAUACCAAUUUAAAAUUGAAAUGGUGUGAUCGCAACAAUGAUUUGCGUAUGUGGUUGGAUAUGCAAGCUUACAAAUUGGCAAGUGAAUUGAUUCCGGUUAUUCUUGACAAGCUUGGUGAUCCUGGGAUUAAAUUCAAUAAUGUGAUUACUGCGUGUGCAUAUGUUGGAGCUGAUCGAAAGAUAUCAAUAGAAGCGAAUGUCGAGAUACAAUUUGUGAAGGAGCAUAUCAAGCCAACACAGACACAAGUAGUCAAACGGGAGUUUCAUUCUAAAGCAUUAAAAUUGAAAAAGGUAUUGGAUUUAAAGGCAAGUAAUCAAAAACAUAAAGGUUUCAAGUUUUUGAAUUACGACAAAUUACAGAAAAUCGGAGUUGGGAAAUAUGAAUCAAAAAUAAUUAAAAAUGAUGUCCGAAUGCUGCUUUUGAAACAUGCCUUGAGAGGGAAGUUCAUGCCGGUGGACGGCUUGCCCUCUUUACAAGUGGCCACCAUGGCAGGAAAGAAUUUCAAGAAUCCAACAAAUAGAGAAGUUAUUGAACAGCUUGGUUUUCUGGUUACCCGAGAAUUGAUGUUUUACUUAACGGCUAUCCCGGUGGAGAGAAAACUUAGGUCUGUGACAGAACUUUUAAAUGUAUUUUUCUCCAAGUUGAAUGAUAUAAAAUUGAUUGAAUCCAACAGAGAAGAAGAUAUAGAGUUGCGAUCAAUUGAAAGUAUAAAUGCAUAUAUUGGACUCAGUUACUUAGAGCAGAAAAACAUGGAUCUUAUUACACAGUGGUGCAAAAAUACGCUUCGGACUCAAAAGUUGACAUUUUUAUAUGAUCGAGAUGUGUUUAUGGCUAAUUGGAUGCCAACAAUUGAAGCAAUUGAGGAUAGAUCACCAUUGGAUUUUUCAUUAUUUUUACAGCUGAACCGACCGGUGUUUUUGCAUAGUUCAUUACCACGACUUCCAGCAUUACCAAAAUUGAAAAACCAAUUCCUAUACUCAUUUCUUCGACUUUGUGUGUUGGAAAACCUGGUGCAUGGAAACGCCUGUACAUUUCUCAGAUACCAGCUUGAUGACUUGGGUGAUGCUAUUUUGAAAAAAUACUCAGCAGAGUAUUUCAUCCAGCUUGAACAAAUAGAGCCACAAUUCGUUUGGAACAUGGAUGAUAUUCAUUUCAUUAAUUCCAAUAUUCUAUUCAGUAAGCUAGCCAUAUCAUACAAACUUCAUCGCGCAAUCCAAUGUGAGAAACAUGCCAAUGGUCUUCGUACAAGAUUAGAAGGGUCCUUUGAUAGAGCCAACGUAUUGCUAGGAGACAUGUUUGAAAGAUUGGUAGCAAUUGAAUAUCUUGAUGAUCCCGAUAAAUGUCGCAAGUGGGUAUUUGCCAUUUAUGAUUCAAUAAGACUUAGUUUAACUGCUGAACAUAAACCCAUUAAAUUCUUGGAUAAAGAAAAAUAUCUCGAAACUUUGAAAUACUUGUUGCAAACCUCCUCAUUAUAUUAG